AUGGUCGGACAAGCGGCUGCAGCAGUACCUCCAACCCAGUCGGUACCAAUUGAGCAGCAGAAAGCUGAAGUCGAUUCGGCUGUAUCGGACCAAAUCAAUGGCACUCCGUCCGAGCUCUCGAGUGCCGCAGCACAGGCAGCCUUGAAGAUUCAGCAAAAGUACGACGAAGAACGUUCCAAAAGGAUCAGACCCGACGGCGACGCCCAAUAUGUGGAUCUUGCCGUCUCGGAACAAUUUCAGCAUUAUCGCGAGGAUCCCUGGCUCGACGAGCGGUCCGAGGCUGUCACUAUCCGUGACGGCGAGCAUAUCAAGUAUUUCAUUCUGGGUGCAGGCUUUGGCGGCCUGGUAUACGCCGUCAAACUUAUCAGAAGCGGCAUCCCGGCAUCCGAGAUUCGGAUUGUCGAUUCUGCUGGAGGAUUCGGAGGAACGUGGUAUUACAACAGAUAUCCAGGACUGAUGUGCGACAUCGAAUCGUACUGCUAUCUCCCACUGCUCGAGGAGAUGAACUACAUACCCAAACACAAGUACUCCUACGGGUACGAGAUUCGGGAGUACAUAAAUAAGGUUGCAGAGAAAUACGGACUAUCCGACACGGCUAUGUUCCGGACCAAGAUCAAUCGUCUCGUCUGGGACGAAUCGGGCGAUGAAUGGAAAGUCAACAUGACCAAGGAACGUACCUCGAACACUCCUCUCGAUAUCAACAUCACUGCUCAGUUCGUCAUCUCCACGUCUGGCCUUCUGCUGCAUCCGAAGCUCCCUGCUAUCGUGGGGAUCGAAAACUUCAAGGGGACGUCGUUCCACACUUCUCGCUGGGAUUACUCUGUUACCGGCGGUUCGCAAGAGAACCCAGUACUUGCUAAGCUUUCAGACAAGCGCGUCGGCAUUAUCGGGACAGGCGCCACGGCAAUUCAAGCUGUGCCACAUCUUGCCAAGUAUGCCCGAAGCCUUACCAUCUUCCAACGCACGCCGAGCUCAGUCGACGAACGUGGCCAACACCAGACCGAGGAGUCUACUUGGAGCUCCAAAGUUGCCACGAAGCCAGGCUGGUGGAAGGAACGCAAUCUCAACCUAGCAGCCCAUCUCUCUGCCGCAGUCGAGCCUGGCGAAAUCGACCUCGUGGACGAUCAAUGGUCCAGGUGUCGUGCAUACCGCGCCCUGAUCGGCGGGCCCGACCCUCCAUUCUCGAUGGAGAGCAUCCCUGCAUUCGUUGCCUCGCUUUACGCCACAGACCUCCCCCGAGCGGAAAGAAUCCGCCAACGAGUCGACGACACGGUCAAAAACAAGACCACCGCCCAAGCACUCAAGCACUGGUACGGCACCUGGUGCAAGCGACCGACAUUCCACGACGACUACCUCCCCGUGUUCAACCAGCCCAACGUGCAACUCGUCGACACAAACGGCAAAGGCGUCGACAGCCUGACCGCCACCUCCGCCGUGGUCGGCCCCAAUGAAUACCCGCUCGACAUUCUGAUCUUCAGCACGGGAUUCCGCUCGCCCGCGAUCGGUAGUCCGGCCUUUCGCGCGGGGAUGACCAUCACGGGCCGCGCGGGUCGCGACAUGGACGCCAAGUGGCGCGACAACGUCGCCACCUUGCACGGCACCCUGACACACGGUUUCCCCAACUUGUUCAUGCCGGGCCCCUUCCAGGCCUGCGCGACGGGCAACGCCAUCUUCACGCUCGACAUCAUGAGCAACCACGCCGUCGAGAUCAUCAGGCAGGCCCAGGCACGGUUUCCGGGCCAGAAGGUCGUGAUCGAACCGACGGUCGAGGCCGAGGAGGAGUGGUCGACCGAGAUCGCCAAGCGCAGUAUGGCCUUCGCUGCCAUGGCCGGGUGCACGCCAGGAUAUUUGAACGGCGAGGGGAUCAUGGACAGUUUACCAGUUGAGGUCAAGAUGAAGGCCGCGCGCAUGGGCAUCUGGGGCGAAGGAAUCGAAAGUUUUAUGAACACGCUAGAGACUUGGGAGAGGGAGGGACGCCUGGAGGGUUUAACCGUCACGCCGGUGACUGAUUGA
This is a messenger RNA of Cladophialophora carrionii CBS 160.54, 2013 nucleotides long. RefSeq lists its product as uncharacterized. NCBI's taxonomy places the organism in Eukaryota, Fungi, Ascomycota, Eurotiomycetes, Chaetothyriales, Herpotrichiellaceae. Bases 1 to 2013 code for a protein of 670 amino acids. Gene Ontology annotation, molecular function: NADP binding; flavin adenine dinucleotide binding; N,N-dimethylaniline monooxygenase activity. The transcript has a single exon. The record is from RefSeq and is a predicted model, not a curated record.